AUGGGAAAUCUCGGGUUCACCACACUAUUCGACGAGAACAUUAUGAGGGCUGUUACCCCGCGAAAGGUUAAAGUUCCACCCAUUGACCACUACGAUGGAACAACUGAUCCCAUCGAUCACCUAGCCGCUUUCAAAGCGCAAAUGAGUGUACAAACUAGCAGCGAGGCAGCAUGGUGCAAGUUCUUCCCCACCAGUCUAAAGGGUCUGGCCUUAACCUGGUUUACCGAGCUGCCCUUCGGAAGCAUAUCGAGUUUCACUGCCCUCGAAACAGCUUUCAAACAGAGCUUCAUAGCAGGAAGAAGGCAUCGGAAGACCAGCAUCCAUCUCAUGUCGAUCAGACAACGGAGGGAGGAAGACUUAGCCGAGUACAUCAAGAGGUUCAAUGAAGAGUCUCUCAAAGUUUCUGACCUACAAGAUAGCGUGGCGUUUACCGCACUCAUGUCUGGACUAUAUCCGUCAAGUAGGUUCAAGCUGAAACUCGCGGAAAGCAAGGCCUCGUCGUUCUCGGAAGCUGUGAACCUAGCCCAGAAGUUUAUACAAGCCUCCGAUAUCUGCAAAACACAUGAGGAGCCUAGCUCCGGAAAAAGAAAACACGAAUACACUCCUCGAGCGGACAACCCCAGGGACGCCCCUCGAAAAGAAAAAGAUAAGAAACCUCGGUUGGAGAACCAUUGGAAUGACCCCCGGUACAACCUCAAUCAAAGAGAAAUCUACUUAGAUAUCAAAUGGAAAUAUCCCUUGCCAAAACGCAACCCCAUCCGAACGUCAGCCAGUAAGCGAGAUAAAAGGCUUUGGUGCGAGUUCCAUCACGACUGUGGUCAUACCACGCGCGAAUGUCGAGAGCUGAAAAGAGCUCUCGAUAAGCUGGCCGACGAGGGGAAACUGAAUCGAUACUUAAAGGAUCCGAAAGGAAAGAAAAUCGAGUCCUGCCCGGAAAAGCAGACUCGAAGUGACGAAACUGCAGGGUAUGUUAACGUCAUCGCAGGAGGUUCGCCUUAG
Messenger RNA from Beta vulgaris subsp. vulgaris (sugar beet), 999 nucleotides. RefSeq lists its product as uncharacterized. Lineage: Eukaryota; Viridiplantae; Streptophyta; Magnoliopsida; Caryophyllales; Amaranthaceae. Bases 1 to 999 code for a protein of 332 amino acids. The transcript has a single exon. The record is from RefSeq and is a predicted model, not a curated record.